AUGGCCUCCAAGAUGUUCGCCUCCCGAAUGGCCUCCAUGGCUUCUUCCAACGUCGCUCGCUCGACCGUCCGCAGCCAAUUCGCUGCUGUGCCCAAGCGCACCUUCACCAACGCUGUCCGUCCUCAGCAGGCCCAGCGCUUCACUGCUCCCUCUGCUUUCCAGACCUCCAAGCGCACCAUCCCCACCAAUGUCGCUCGCCAGGCCUUCCAGGCCCAGGCCCGCCGCAACUACUCGUCUGAGAUGGCCAACGCCCUCGUUGAGGUCUCCUCCAACGUCGGUAUGGGUUCUGCUGCCAUUGGUCUCGGUGGUGCCGGUGUCGGUAUCGGUCUCGUCUUUGCUGCUCUCUUGCACUCGGUUGCCCGCAACCCUUCGCUCCGUGGCCAGCUCUUCACCUACGCCAUUCUGGGUUUCGCCUUCGUCGAGGCCAUCGGUCUGUUCGACCUGAUGAUUGCCAUGAUGUGCAAGUUCUUGUAA
Talaromyces rugulosus is the source of this 474-nucleotide messenger RNA. RefSeq lists its product as uncharacterized. Gene Ontology annotation, biological process: proton transmembrane transport; proton motive force-driven ATP synthesis. Bases 1 to 474 code for a protein of 157 amino acids. The record is from RefSeq and is a predicted model, not a curated record. The transcript has a single exon. Gene Ontology annotation, molecular function: proton transmembrane transporter activity. Lineage: Eukaryota; Fungi; Ascomycota; Eurotiomycetes; Eurotiales; Trichocomaceae.